GGAUGUUAGCGGGUGGGAGGUGCGGUCGGGUUGCCACAGCCAGAGCUGGGCGGUGGCGGGUGCUGCUGGAAGAGUCUCGCAGAUUCUGAGUAGGUGGCGCGAUGGAGGGACUGGAAGAAAAUGGAAGUGUCCAAGUUGGAGAAUUAUUACCUUGCAAGAUUUGCGGAAGAACAUUUUUUCCAGUGGCAUUAAAAAAACAUGGACCUAUUUGCCAGAAAACUGCCACGAAAAAACGAAAGACUUUUGAUUCAAGCAGACAAAGAGCUGAAGGAACUGAUAUUCCAACAGUAAAACCUCUUAAACCUAGGCCUGAGCCACCAAAGAAGCCAUCUAAUUGGAGAAGAAAACAUGAAGAAUUCAUUGCCACCAUCAGAGCAGCUAAAGGCCUUGAUCAGGCUCUUAAGGAGGGGGGCAAACUUCCUCCUCCUCCUCCUCCUUCCUACGAUCCUGAUUAUAUUCAGUGUCCAUAUUGCCAGAGGAGAUUUAAUGAAAAUGCAGCUGAUAGACAUAUAAAUUUCUGUAAAGAACAGGCAGCACGUAUUAGUAAUAAAGGCAAAUUCUCUACCGAUACCAAAGGAAAAGUGACUUCUCGGACACAGUAUAAGCCACCUGCACUUAAAAAGUCAAAUUCUCCUGGAACUACGCCAGGAUCUUCACGAUUACCGCAGCCGAGUGGCAUAAGCAAAACUAUUGGAGGUGUGCCUUCAGGUAAAGUGUCUUCAGUUAGUAGCUCUUUGGGAAACAAACUUCAGACCUUAUCUCCCUCCCAUAAAGGGAUAGCAGCCCCUCAGGCUGGUAAGAUGGACAAGUUAGGCCCUCCACUUCGAACUGGAAGACAGUUGUAUGACAGUGAUACAAAAUCAUACAGUGCCGUCAAAAGACAUGAGUUAUUACCCAUUUACAAAACUAACAUCAAACCUCGAAAUUCUACACCACCUAGUUUGGCACGAAAUCCUGCCUCAACUGUACUUACAAGCAAGAGAAAAACAUAUGCUGAAAGCUACAUGGCCAGGCCAGAUGGAGACUACAUAUCUUCAUUCAAUGGUGGAAACAUUAAAGGCAAUGAAGGAAAUUCAUCUGGACACUUACCAAAAUUCUGUCAUGAGUGUGGGACUAAAUACCCUGUAGAAUGGGCAAAGUUCUGCUGUGAAUGUGGCAUUCGAAGAAUGGUUCUGUGAACAAAAUCCCAAAAGAAAAAGAGCUAAGUCCAGAAUUUUAUGACUUGCUGCUUCCAGCUAGAGCACUUCUUCUAGUUAUUUUGUGCUAAAAUUAUUCAAAAUACUUUUUCCAGCAAUUUUUGGAGUAUACUCCUUCGGCUAUGUAAUAUGUGUGUGUGUAUAUAUAUAUAUGUACAUAAUAAAUGUAUAAUAAAUACUUGAUACCCCAAACUGUGCCAUUCAAGGAAAUAUUUACUUAUCUGUCAGAAAAUAAUUUCAAGUGGAAUCAUUAACUUAGGUAUUAGUUUUAUAUUGCUGUCAUUAAAACCCAGUAAGGAUAUGUCUACAAACCCUCAGACUCUAGUGCUUGGCCCUUCGUGCUUUAGGAUGAUUAUUAUUUGAACAAAAAAUCAAAAUAAACAUUUUUAUUAUUGGUGCCUAUUUUCACGUAUUAUUGGUAUCUGUUAUAGUAGGAUGGGAUGAAGAAUUGAAGAGAAUAUUUUUAGUUACAGUUAGUUAUGUGAGAUCAUUUUCCUGUAGAGCUCUUCAAUAGUUCAUUUAUAAAUAUUUUAAAAAAUAGGAAAGAAACCAAAAACCUCAAGGUCUAUGUUACCCUUUUACGCGGUGUAUGAUUAAUUAUAUAAUUUAAAUAUCUUUACUCAUUCUCUGAAAAUGUAAUUAUACAAUUUCCUUUUCAGAGACACAAGGCUGAAAACACAAAUAUAUCCUAUUCUAGUUAUAACAGAAUGUUUUGUUUUACCUCUAUGUAUUAUUUGAAAGUAUAUUCUUUUUUACUUCUAACUGCAUUUGGAAAGUUUCACUUUUUUUUUCCUUUCUAUAAUCUCAUGACUAAAGAGUAUUUUUAAUUUACUACUUCAUUUUUGCAGUUUGAACAUGUAAUUAUUUAAUAUAAAAAUGCAAAAAUUUCUUUCAAAAUCUUUUAUGUUUAUUUCUAUGUAUCUGAAUGUAGAAGAAAUUACUAUAAUGGAUUUUAAAACAAAUCACCUCACCUAAUAAAUAAUAAUUUUGGUAAAUAAUCACUAGUGCAGGGCAUGGAGGUAAAAGUAUUCAAAUUCAGUCCCUUGAAGUAUAUAGACAGAUGUAGUUAUGAUUAGGUUAAGAAAAUAUCUAGUUUUUCCUACUCAUGUUUUCUUUUUAGUUUUUAAUGUUGAAACACCAUUCACAUCACAAGGCAUUGAAAAUGCAUUGCUUUAAUGCACACCUGACUUAUUAUGUGAUUAAACAUUCACAAAAAUUUAAUUAUACUCUUUCUUUCACUUUGGCUAAAAUACAGCUUUUAUCAUUGUCACAUUCAAUGUAACGUAGUCUUUAGUACUAAAUCUCUUUGCUUGUGCAGCCAUAUUCAGUAAUUUAGUAGUAAUUUCUGUUGAAUCAGACCUAAUAGCUUUGAUCAUAUUAUAAAGCACAAGCAAAUCUUUUAUAGGCAAUUUCUAGCUUCUUGUUUAUGAUUCUGAUCAACUAGAAGAAUCAAUGUACAAAUUUGUGGCAUAUAAUUUUCUCUGAAAUUCAUUUAUGCUUAUACUUUAUAAUUUUAUUCAUUAGUCAUUUUUUCAUUCAGGCAGGGGAUAUAGACUUAAUGGUAAUGGGAAUUGUCGUUUUACUUGCAUUAAUUGUCCUAAUUGUCAUCGAUCACAUGAAGAACUUUUAACUCUUGUUUUAUCUAGAAUGGAGUUCUAUUUUCUUUCAAGUAUUUUUUAAGACCACAUAAAUUUUUGUCUGCUCAAGGAAAGGGUAGAUAAAUGGGCUUAAAUAAAGUGGCACAUGUUUGAUUCUCACUGAAUUUUAUAGUAAGUAAAUGUUAUAAUGUACUACAUGGAAAAUGAAUUCAUUAAGGAAUCAUCCAAUUCCAGAACACAGAUUAUUAUAAAUAGUAGGUAGGUGAAUAUAUUCACGAAUUACGAAACAUGUUAUAACAUUGUAUUUAAAUGCAUUUUUUAUAUUACUUGCAUAUGUUCCCACAUUGAUUUGUUGUGCAAUAGUUCGAUUUUUAAGAAAUUUUCCUAGAUCUGUGCAUCAUUUUUAUUUAUUUUCACAAGUAUUUGCCAGUG
Rhinolophus ferrumequinum (greater horseshoe bat) is the source of this 3226-nucleotide messenger RNA. It is a transcript of the gene ZC2HC1A, whose product is annotated as zinc finger C2HC-type containing 1A. NCBI's taxonomy places the organism in Eukaryota, Metazoa, Chordata, Mammalia, Chiroptera, Rhinolophidae. The transcript is spliced from 10 exons. The record is from RefSeq and is a predicted model, not a curated record. Bases 102 to 1178 code for a protein of 358 amino acids.